This is a messenger RNA of Oncorhynchus kisutch (coho salmon), 4484 nucleotides long. It is a transcript of the gene sowahb, whose product is annotated as sosondowah ankyrin repeat domain family member B. NCBI's taxonomy places the organism in Eukaryota, Metazoa, Chordata, Actinopteri, Salmoniformes, Salmonidae. The transcript has a single exon. Gene Ontology annotation, molecular function: protein binding. Bases 294 to 2849 code for a protein of 851 amino acids. The record is from RefSeq and is a predicted model, not a curated record.
AUAGAUUCAGGCCUGACUGCAGCAUGCGUUUUAGUGAUAGGUGUUGACCAGACAAAGGCUGUAGGUUAUGAUUUGUCCUUUCUUCAAAUGUCAACAUUGAAAUGUAGCCCAUCGGAUGGUAGGCAAUUUAUAUUACGUAACAUUUCAUGCGCAAGGCUAACGGCGUGUUGACCGAAGCUCCGGUGUGCAGGUGGAGUUAAACAUGUUCACAUGGGGUGGAGUUAAUUGUUGCUGGCGCAGAAAAAAAAACGUGACAAUCAAUUGAACUUUGAAACUUGAAGCAAACAGACAGAAUGGCUACCGAUUUUACUCAGGAUUCGGUGUUGCACUUUCUCCAAUUCAAGGGUGGGAGAGUGAAGAACUCGGACCUGUUGGCGCACUUCAAAACGUUCCUACGCGACCACGAGAACCAGACGUACAACCGGCAACUGUUUAAAACGUUUGUGAACUCUGUGGCUGUGGUGAAACCAGAGGAGGGAGUAUCAUACGUUGUGCUAAGGAAGAAAUGUCUGGGGCAGGUUGCUGGAGAUAUCGCCGCCGCAUACCACUCACCAAAGCCUCGCGCUAGACAACAACCGGCGCCACAGGCGAGACCGAGGGAGAGAGACCAGUCAUCGAGAGCUCCGGUAAACCGAAACCAGCAGAGAGGUCAGAAGGGACUGAUUGAGACGCACUUUCAUGAAUUACACGUUCCACCAGGCGACACCAACCAACUCACCGACAAGGUAUUAGCCUCGGCUGGAAUUGUCAACAACAACAAUGUGGAAAUAACUAUCAAUUACGAAAAGCCUAUCCAAUGCUCCUCGCCACAUGUGCCAGACCAUGCCUCACCUCCUAUAUACAACAGAGAUGCACCAUUCCUCCCAUCGUACAAUGCGGCAAUAUCAAAGUGGUCAGAAGAUGGGAGUGGUCAGAGCUUUGAAGCAGAAUGGGAACUGAAUCACAAAGGUAUUUACAUCAGCGGUUCCAAACUUGGCCAGCAGUCAAAAGAACCAAAGAGGAAGAGGUCCUAUCCGCCCCCUCAGUUCCUAUACACAGAGGUGAAACCUCCAGCGUCUCACCCAAUACUGGUCCAACAGAAUGCAGUGCAGCCACAGAGGAAAACUUCUGAAGCUGACCACAGAAGAACAGCUACAGCAUGGCCACUGCUCACCACUCUAGAGCAUGCCAGCUCCUCUCCUUGUUUAUCUGAUGGUUACAGUCCUCCUGCUGCUCCACGCUCUCUACUGACCCCUGACCCCCAGGUGACGCGGAGUAACGGCAACUUGGAUGGCAGUUACCACCUCCACCAUAGGAUCCCACAGCAGCCCAGACCAAAACAAGAUGGACUCCCAGCAGCUCCACUGCAUGCUACACCUGCCUGUCAGCUGACGCAGAGCAAUGGCAGCCUACCUGUACCACAGAAGGAUGGAGUCCCAGCCCCUGUUCCUGACAUCCAGUAUCCGGAAGAGGAAGGAGCGGCUGUUACCCAGUCCAGAGCCCAGACCCUGCCUUUCCCACGCAGCCUACUCCUGGACUCUGCCUACCAGGACCACACUGCUGGGUGUACUGAUGGGUUUGGGUACCCUGAGCACCACCACCAGGCCAGCUCUGACUUCUCCUCCAGCCACAGCAGUCUCUCCCUAGCCCAGUCACUGGACUCCAGGGAUGAGUGGCCCCAGCGUUCCCCUAGAGAGGAGUGGGCCAGCAAUGAAACUCUCAGCUACCAGGACCUGAACUACCCAGGUGAGCAGCAGAGGGUGAAAGUGCACGAUAUGCUCUGCCGUGCUCAGGAGGCCAAACUGCUCUCUCAGAUGCACCGCGCUGAGAGGAGAGCGCCCUGGCCUCACCAUCACUCCAACGGUUACCUUGACGAUGAGGCGAACAGAGCGUCGUCAUGGCACCACUCCACAGGUCAUCUCCAUGAUGACAAUGGGUCCAAGUCCAUUGAGUCCACCUUUCUUCCUGGUUCAGACCCCGAGCACCACCUCCGACCCCCUGUUCGGCGAAUCAGCAGCCGGUUCCGCAGCCGUAUGUGCCGCAGCCUCGGAGCCGACCUGGACCAACUGUUCCCGGAGGACAGCGUCUCGGCACGGCACAACCGCCUCCACCUCCUCUCCUCCAACCUCAGCAUCAGCCACUCCUUCUCCACCCCCACCUUUCGUACACCCAGCUACAGAAACCUGAGGCGGGAGAUGCACUCCGGGACCUCCAGUAACAAGAGCCUGAACGGAGCCUCUAACUCUGGCGGCCAUGACAGCUCCUACUUCCACUGCCACGAUCUGGUCCCCCUGGAGGCGAAGGAACAUGACUGGCUGGUGAAGGGCGCCACUGGGACCUGGACCGACAUCUACACCCUGUUCAGAGAUGAACCCAGCCUCCUCACCAAGAGAGACUUCAUCACUGGUUAUACCAUCCUGCACUGGAUCGCUAAACAUGGAGACCACCGGGUCCUCAACACACUCUGGUACGGAGUCAACAAAGCUGGGUUGAAACUGGACGUGGAUGUGAAGACUACCUGUGGCUACACGCCUCUUCACCUGGCCGCCAUCCACGGGAACAACAAGAUGAUCCGGCUGCUUGUUUAUAAGUUCAGGUCUAACGUGUCCCUCAGGGAUACCAGUGGGAAGAAGGCCUGGCAGUACGUGGGCCGGACCGGCCCCAAGGAUCUGCUACAGAUGCUAGGGGCCCCUCACUGCUGGACUUCCACAGGGGGUAGCUCCACACCCUCAGGGGAGAGACCCAGAAGGCCCGCUGCAACCUCAGCCACGGUAAAGAAGUCCAUGUCCAUCACUGGGUUCCUGAAGCAUAAAACCCUAGUAAAGUUCCCAGGAUGGGAGGGUUCUCAGUCUCCCGAAUCCUUUGUGUGAGAAUAGCGUGAACUUCAGGGUGAGUCUGCCUGCUCUGAGGGUGUGGCUACUGACAAGACCUACCACACAGCUCAAGGCUCUUACUAAGUCAGACGUUUGGGGUCUUUACAGCUUUAAUUUGCCACUUAAAAACUUUCUUGGUUAUUUAAAAUGUUUUUCCAUUUAUAAAAAUAAAAUAAAAAUAAGUAAAACCUAAUAAAUGAUUAAGAGGGUGGGAUUAUGUAAUUGAGCUGUCUAAAUUAACGUACUGUGAUUUGGAUUAUGAUGUGGUAUCAACUAUCACUUGUGAAAUCCUAUCAUGACACGAAGCAAUAGAAUCAGUCAUUAAGUUAGAUCUCUUAAGGGAUUGUAUUAAACUAUGAUACCUCAGUAUAAUUGUUUUGCUAUUUUGUUUAUUGUGGUGAGAAGCUUUUGUUUAUUUGCUGCUGGGGACAUGACUUCCAUUCUCGUGUGCUCGUUUUCAAUGACCAAAGAAUACUCCUUUUAAAUUAAUAUAUAUUUUUUUUAAAUGCCUGUUCUCUAACAAAAGUGUACUGUGUGUCAGUUGUUCGUGCUUUAAGUGGGUUCAGAUUUGAAGUGAUGUGACCUGACUCUGGAAUGUGGUAGUGAGAGGAUUUCUUUUUUUUUCUUCUUUGUUCAAAGACCUUUCAAAGUAGCACUGUUAUUAUUGCAUCAUCUGACUGAACUAGAAAUGUCAGGAAUCCUUCCCUUCAGUUGCACCAAGUUGCUUAUCUUGUACAAUGUUGGAGGUUCACUCCGUAUAGAUUGCGUGGCUUUAUUCACUUUUGAUUGACACUACAAGGCAUAAACAGAACUCCCAUGAACUGUUUUCCCCAUGUGCACUUAAAUCAUAUUGUUAUGAUACCUCAUGUCCUGAGGUGCUUAAACAAUCCAGACUGGUAUUUGAUGUACCUCUGAUGCCUCCAUGAAGGGAUACAUUGGGAUUUUGGUAACGAGGCCCUUUAUCUACUUCUCCAGAGUCAGGUGUCCUCUCUGUGUCCAAUAUUAAGGAACUUAGAGGUUGUAGUUUUGUGAGCCAAUGCUAACUAGCAUUAACAGAAUGACUGGAAGUCUAUGGUAACUGCUAGCAUGCUAGUAGAAGUAUCCCUUUAAGCACUCUUAUUUAUUUAGUCUCUAACACUACUGUUGUUGAUUUAAAUGAAAUGUUAACCUGUGUUAAAAUUUAACUUGCAGAGAGACUGCUAACGAAGGCUAAUUUACAAAUGGAACCCUAUUCCCUAUAUAGUGCACUACUUUACACCAGAGCGCUAUGGAACUCUAUUCCCUAUAUAGUGCACUACUUUAGACCAGAGCCCUAUGGAACCCUAUUCCCUAUAUAGUGCACUACUUUAGGCCAGAGCCCUAUGGAACCCUAUUCCCUAUAUAGUGCACUACUUUAGACCAGGGCCCAUAUAGGGAAUAGGGUGCCAUUGGGGGAGGGGACAGCCUAAUACUCAAAACUUACAUUUACUGUACAUUUGUUUUGCUCUUAAUGGGAAAAAAAACAACAUAAAAUAUAUAUUGUCACUGGGUGUGAAUGGGAGGCUGCAGUUAUAUCAAGCAUUGUAUUGUAUAACCUGUUAGAUAUGUCUAUAGCUUUCCUUUUCUUUGAAUAAAAAGCAUAUGGUAUAUUAA